GAUACAACAGCAACAAUGUGGUCGCUCUGGCUACUACAGAGUCUCCAUGGCAACAGGGAUUUGAAUUCAUGACAAUAUUUUGGGAGUUUCCCAAACAUCAGUGGUCAUCAUGUUGGUUCUUCUAGCCGGAAUCUUCCUCCUUCACCUCACCAGCAUCAUCCUCCUCCUAGCGGCAACUAUAGACAAUGCCUGGUGGAUGACAAAAACCGUGUCCACUGAUGUGUGGGCCAGGUGGAUACUGGCCAAUGUAACCUGGAGCUCCAACGAUCUCCCCGGCAACUACCCUCAUGAAUACCUCCAGGCAGUGCAGGCUAGCUCCAUUCUGGCCUGCAUAUUCUCUUCCCUUGGCCUGUUUGUGUUUGUGGGACAGCUCUUCACUCUGUCAAAGGGACAGAGAUUCACCUUCUCUGGCAUCUUCCAGCUCCUAGCCUGCCUGUGUAUCAUGAUCGCUGCCUCCAUCUACACAGACAUCUUUCACAAGAAUGAAUCGGAUGGUUGGUAUGGCCACUCCUUCAUUCUGGCCUGGAUCUCCUUUGCGUUCACCUUCAUCUCCAGUAUAAUCUACUUUGUCCUGCGAAAGAAGACAGCAAACUAGAAGCAGAAGACUUGCCCAAACCCAAGGAACAGGCUCAAUAUCUUACAAUCUGAUUGUUUUUUGUACAAUUAGGUAUGGAUAUGAGUGUGGGAUACAAAAGGGUUAAAGUUGUUAUCCACAGAUUUUCAUCCAUGUAUCUCUUUUGGUUCCCACUGAAGUGUCUAAACAUAUUGGAUUUACAUAGUAAUAACCUACCUGUCCUGCCCACAUAGUUAUAACUUACCUGUCCUCCCCACAUAAUAGUAAUCUACCUGUCCUGCCCUCAUAGUGGGGCGGCAGGUAGCCUAGUGGUUAGAGCGUUGGACUAGUAACCGAAAGGUUGCAAGAUCAAAUCUCAGAGCUGACAAGGUAAAAAUCUGUCAUU
Salvelinus namaycush (lake trout) is the source of this 959-nucleotide messenger RNA. RefSeq names its product epithelial membrane protein 2-like. The transcript is spliced from 5 exons. The coding region runs from base 110 to 595 and encodes 161 amino acids. The record is from RefSeq and is a predicted model, not a curated record. Gene Ontology annotation, cellular component: plasma membrane. NCBI's taxonomy places the organism in Eukaryota, Metazoa, Chordata, Actinopteri, Salmoniformes, Salmonidae.